Molecule: messenger RNA, 903 nt
Organism: Varanus komodoensis (Komodo dragon)
Lineage: Eukaryota; Metazoa; Chordata; Lepidosauria; Squamata; Varanidae
Gene: EXOSC3
Product: exosome component 3
Exons: 4
Coding region: 1-789 (262 amino acids)
Biological process (GO): poly(A)-dependent snoRNA 3'-end processing; exonucleolytic trimming to generate mature 3'-end of 5.8S rRNA from tricistronic rRNA transcript (SSU-rRNA, 5.8S rRNA, LSU-rRNA); nuclear polyadenylation-dependent rRNA catabolic process
Cellular component (GO): nuclear exosome (RNase complex); cytoplasmic exosome (RNase complex)
Molecular function (GO): RNA binding
Source: RefSeq, a predicted model, not a curated record
AUGGCGGCGGCCGGUGCGCGCCCUGCUGCGGAGCGGGUGGGGCAAGUGGUGCUGCCCGGGGACGCGCUGCUCCUGCCGGGCUACGCUGAGGCGGACGGCGAGCGGCUGCGCCUGGCCACCGGCGGGCCUCAGAAGGGGCGGCUGGUUUGCGGGCCGGGCCUGAGGCGCGGCGGGGAGGGCCUGCUGGUCACCAAGUGCGGGGUGUUGCGCUACCGCGGGUCCGGCGGAGGACAAGGAGGCGGUGCGAGUGGUUCCGGAGGAACCUAUUGGGUGGACUCGCAGCAAAAGCGGUAUGUUCCAGUCAGGGGCGAUCACGUGAUUGGCAUAGUGACUGCCAAAGCUGGGGACAUAUUCAAACUGGAUGUUGGAGGAAGCGAGCAAGCAUCUUUAUCCUACCUGGCAUUUGAAGGUGCAACCAAAAGAAACAGGCCAAAUGUGCAGGUGGGAGACCUUGUUUACGGCCAGUUCAUUGUUGCAAAUAAAGAUAUGGAACCUGAAAUGGCCUGCAUAGACAGUAGUGGCCGAGCAAAUGGAAUGGGAGUAAUUGGACAAGAUGGCUUCUUAUUCAAGGUGUCGUUGGGCUUAAUAAGAAAGCUCUUAGCUGCGGACUGUCAAAUCAUCCAGGAUUUGGGUCAACUUUACCCAUUUGAGUUGGUGUUGGGAAUGAAUGGAAGAAUUUGGGUGAAAGCCAAAACAAUUCAACAGACUUUAAUAGUGGCAAACGUCUUAGAAGCUUGUGAACACAUGACUGCAGAACAGAGAAAGCAAGCAGUUGCCAAACUGUUAUAGAACUGAUGAAGGGAAAAUCUUGUUUUUGUUUUUUAGUUUAUAUUGUAUAUGGAAAUAAUGAGAUAUGCUUCUUAUUUUUUAUAUUUAAGAUAAUAAAUGUUUUAUUACUUUUAA